CCCGGAGCGCUGAGCAGCUCUUCUUCUCCUCCACUCAGCCCGAUGCUACGGAGCUGCUAACGGCUAACGCGCUAAAGCGGAAGGAAAAGAAGACAAAGACUCGGAUUUAAACAGUCAGAACUCACAUUUACCGACAAAACAGGACUUCGGGAAGAAAACUGGGGAGGAAAGGAGCGAAGCGCGGAGUCAGAAACACGGAGAGUAGCAGCGGCAGCGCGGAGCUAACGAAGCUAACCGAGCUAACGGAGCUAACGGAGCCUUUCCCGCCCUCCGUACAGCAGCUCGGAUAAACACGGACCGGCUGUAAACACGGACACUAAAGCGGGAUAUACGGCCCGUUUAUGAGGAGAGGGUCGAUCGGAUAAACACGGACACUAAAGCGGGAUAUACGGCCCGUUUAUGAGGAGAGGGUCGCUCGGAUAAACACGGACUAAAGCGGGAUAUACGGCCCGUUUAUGAGGAGAGGGUCGCUCAGGAGAGGCUCUGUGACUGCGUGCUGUGCGUUAGAUGACCUGAGCUUCAUAAUCCGAUCAGAUCGAUCAGGCUCGUUUACAGUUUUCAGAUUUUAAAACUGCAGAUUUGACUCUGAACCCCAGGCGGUCCGCGCUGAGCUGACAGUGCAGCUCCUGUUAUAUUAUCAACUCCCAGUGCUUCAGCUUUAAUUUGCUGAAGCUGUGUCUGCGUGUAAAAUGUUCAUUUGUGACUAAAAACUCUGCGUUUAACAUCACAGAGAUGUAUUUUAACCCCAGAUGCAUGCAGAGAGCAGACAGCAGGAAGGAUUAAUCCACCCAAAUCUGUUUGGAAAAUGUAAUUUUCUUUUUUUUUCCCCCUUUACGUUUCAUGUUAGAUCCAGAAUGCAUGAGGAGGCGGUUUAGUUUGUGGGAGUAAAUCCGUUCUAGAGUGAGAUGUCUCUGCUUUUCAGCUCUGCAGUCUCCAGUCGUCUGUGGCUCCAACCAGGCUGAGCUUUAUUGUUGUUGUUAUUAUCAUAACUAUUAUCUUCUGUAUCUGUGGAACUCUGUAUCUGUCCAUCUUUACCCCUAACACGGAGUCUGCCCCCUUCAAACGGAGAUGAACCCCUCCAGCGCCACCUCGCUCUACCUGUCCGCCUGUCGCGCGGCGCUCAGGUGUGACCCUCAACAACCUGAGAGCUUCACAGAGCUCUACAACCUGCUGUCCUUCUUCAGGGACGCGCUGUCCUGCCUGGCCUGCGGUAAUCUGCUGCGGGACCCGGUGGCCCCGAGCGCCUCGACCUGCCAGCACUUCUUCUGCAGAGGCUGCGAAGGCGGGACGCUGAGGAUGAAGCCGCCCUGCGGCUGCUGCAGGAACGCUCAGCAGUUUGAGGAGAACAAGCAGCUGCAGGUUCUGGUGGACUGCUACAGGAGCCUGUGCGAGUACGUGUGGGUGAUCACGGGGGCGGAGCAGGGCGCCUCGCGGGUUGGAGGCUAUGCCGAGGUCAUAAAGAUGCUGGAGGAGGUGCUGGAGGUGAAGCAGGAGCAGGUGGAAGAGAAGAUCCUAGAGGUUCCUCAGGAGACUAAGGAAAGCUCUAUGAGUUUUAAAACGGAGGCGAGUUCUCCGUGCCAGAUUUCUGUGAAUAAGACUGACUCUAAUGCUGGGUUUGAUGGCCAGAAGGUUGAAAGUCUGCCGUUGUCUAAAGACAUCAAAACUGAGCUAGAACCAUCCAGGCUGGUCACGUCUUCUGGUGUGGAUCAUCUUGCUGUGCAGCAGUUCAGCACUGAUACUGUUACUAUAAACAUCUCAAACGGCAACGUCCUCCACGAUGGCUGCACCAGUCCGGUUCUCCUCAGUGUAGAGGAGGUUCUCAACAGCCUUGAGUCUGAAUGUUCCACCAAGCAGGCCAAGCCAGAGGUUCCACUAAGCGACAGCAGAAGCAAAAACUCUGCUGAGGUCCUUCAAGCCCUCCAGUCCACCCCAAGUGGUGCUCUACCACCUGCCCACCCUCAGCAGCCUCAGACGGGCAUCACCUGCCAGGCAGCGGCCCACAGGAAGGUCCACCUGAGCCGGAAACGUUCGCGCUCCGAGAGCGACAGCGAGAUGCUCCAGCCUGUGCCCAUCGCCUGCUUCAUCCAGAAGCCUUCCGUAGCCGCCACGGUGCCUCCGCAGGCAGCGUCCGAGCCCAAAGCUCAGAAUCGGCCAGCUGGAGUCCAAAACGGGGCGGUGCUGAAGGUCAGCAGGAUGCUGAUGGACUCCACAAAGAACAUUCAGAAGAACGCUGAAAGCCUCGGAGCCAAAAAGGUUCCCACUAAGACUAAAAUCAGCGCCCCUAAGCCCAAACCCAAGCCCAAGGUGUCUGAUGGGGCGCUACCAGGGAACCCCGCCAAAGUGGUGUAUAAAAAGCCCCCGGAGAAGAAAGGCUGCAAGUGUGGAAGAGCCACGCAGAACCCAAGUGUCCUUACCUGCAGGGGGCAGCGCUGCCCGUGCUAUUCGAACCGCAAAGCCUGCCUGGACUGCAUCUGCAGGGGCUGCCAGAACUCCUACAUGGCCAACGGAGAGAAGAAGCUGGAGGCCUUCGCCGUGCCCGAGAAAGCCCUGGAGCAGACCCGCCUCACCCUGGGCAUCAACCUCACCAGCAUCUCGGUCAUGAGCGCUGGGAGUAACCCAGGGGUCCUCAGCCUUUCGGCCAGACCCCAGAUGGCCUCCUACCUCAGCGCCAGCCCGGAGAAGGAGCCCAGUUUCGAAGACCCGCUGGAGAUGCGCUUUGACUGUUAGCGGCUGUGAUAUGAUGUCUGUCCUACAGGGGGAGUGAAGAUGGACAGCUACGGUCCUGCCCGUCAGCUCAAAGCGGUUCUUCAGCCAGAAAUCUGAUCGAUCAGCCUCACCUCGGAUCGAUCAGCCAAGACCGUGACUGGCGCCGCUUCAGUUCUAGCACUGGAGCUACGAGGCUAAUGCUAAAGCUAACGAGGAGUGAAGGCAUUGACCCCAACAAUUAGCAUCGUCACCAACUGCUUAUGUGUUUUCUGGCCAGGGGUGUACAAACCUCUGUACACUCUUAGUGAACUGGUUCUAUAUAGUACCAAAACAGGGUUCUUUGGCUUGGGGAACCCUUUUCAAAAAGGUUCAGCACAUUUCUCUAUCAAUCCAGAGAACCCUUUCACCAAGCAGAGAACCCUUUAACCGUGCAAAAAAAGUAUUGGCUUGAGAAUGUAUGAGUAUCAAAAGUAAAAUACACUCUUAGCAAAAAAGGGUUCUUUGGCUUGUAACAAUAGUGGAACCGUUUUGCUGCUAUUUGGAACCAUUUUUAAAAAGGUUCAGCCCAUUCUCCAUCAAUCCGUAGAACCCUUUCACCAUGCAGAGAACCCUUUAAUCAUGCAAAAACAUGAUUGACAAGCUAUUCGCUUGAGAAUGUACAAGUAUCAAAAGUGAAAGUACACUCCUAGCAAAAAGGGUUCUAUGUAACUCCAAAAAAGGGUUCUUUGGCUUGUAACGAUAGUGGAACCCUUUUCCAUCUA
Messenger RNA from Colossoma macropomum (tambaqui), 3467 nucleotides. It is a transcript of the gene msl2a, whose product is annotated as MSL complex subunit 2a. Lineage: Eukaryota; Metazoa; Chordata; Actinopteri; Characiformes; Serrasalmidae. The record is from RefSeq and is a predicted model, not a curated record. Gene Ontology annotation, molecular function: ubiquitin protein ligase activity. Gene Ontology annotation, cellular component: MSL complex.